AUAGUCAACUCUUCCUAUUUUCUCUUAUCUUAUUGGUUGAUCAACUGGACAAUCCAUACUUGACUGUGAGAAUGAAUGCAUCACGACUUAUACACAAAGCUUGUUGUUUCCAUUUUAAUGGAGGAUUUGAACUAUUGCUUUCUAAAGCUGUUAAUCUUCGCAACAAGAUAUUUGAUUAUCUAUCUACCAGGCUUGCAAGCCGUCCAAAAAUGGUGAUAGAGUUUGCAGAGGCAGUUCUUGGUGUUGAAACUAAAGAGCUACUUAACAAGAUGAUUCCAAUCGUUCUUCCAAAGCUUGUAGUUUCACAGCAGGAUAACAAUCAAGCAGUUGAAACCUUAAACGAGCUGGCCAAGUGCUUAAACAUUGAUGUGGUACCUCUGAUAGUAAAUCGGCUGCCAAAAGUUCUUGCGUUUGGGCUCCACCAAGCAGAUGAGGAGUUGAUUUCUGCUUUACAAUUUUACCAUGCACAAACUGGUUCUAAUAACCAAGAAAUUUUUGCAGCUGCAUUGCCUGCACUUUUGGAUGAACUUAUAUGCUUCCUUGAUGGCGGUGAUUUGAAUAAGAUAAACAAUAGGUUAGAUAGAGUGCCACAUAUGAUAAAAAAGGUUGCUAGAGUGCUGACUGAUGCUAAGGACCUUCCAGGCUUCUUGAGGAAUCAUUUUGUGGGCCUCCUUAACAGUAUUGAUAGAAAUAUGCUCCAUUCAGAGGAUUUUUCACUGCAGAAGCAAGCUUUAAAACGUAUCGAGAUGCUAAUCAAAAUGAUGGGUUCACACCUGAAUACCUAUGUGCCAAAGUUAAUGGUUUUUCUCAUGCAUGCUAUUGGUAAAGAAUCACUCCAAUCUGAAGGGCUCUCUGUAUUGCAUUAUUUCAUUGUGCAGCUGGCAAUGGUAUCACCAUCUAGCACUAAACAUGUAAUUUCUCAAGUUUUUGCUGCUCUUAUACCCUUGUUAGAAAAAGAUACAGAAAAUUUGUCUGCAAAUUUGCAUAAGGUGGUGGAAAUUCUAGAAGAACUUGUAUUAAAGAACAGGGUUAUUUUGAAGGAGCAUAUUCAUGAGUUUCCUCUUUUGCCCAGUAUUCCAGCUUUAAUGGAAGUGAACAAAGUUAUACAAGAAGCCUGUGGAGCAAUACUGAAAAUUCAGUUACGAGAUGUUGUUGGUCUGAAUCAUGAGAACCUGAAUGUAAGAUAUAUGGUAGUCAGCGAGUUGAGCAAGUUGCUGAAAUUAAGAAAGGAGGAUGUUGCAGCUCUGGUAAAUGGAGAAGGUGGUUCAGACAUGGAUAUUUUGAGCUCUUUGAUUACAUCUUUGCUCAGAGGUUGUGCUGAGGAAUCAAGGACUGUAGUAGGACAACGGCUAAAAUUAAUGUGUGCCGAUUGCCUUGGAGCUCUUGGUGCAGUUGACCCUGCAAAAUUAAGGAAUGUUUCAUGCCAACGCUUUAAAAUUCAGUGCUCAGUUGUUGACCUUAUAUUUGAGAUGAUUCAUAAGCAUCUAGCAAGGGCUUUCAGGGCGGCACCCGAUACCAUUGUUCAGGACUCAGCUGCUUUGGAAAUACAAGAGCUUUUAAAGAUCGCAGGUUGUGAGGCAUCACUGGAUGAGAAUGUUGCUUCUAUUGCACAGGCUUCUGAGAGUAGCACUGGGAACAAUAGUAGGGGUCAGAAAUUAUGGGAUCGGUUUUCUAAUUAUGUUAAAGAGAUAAUAGCCCCUUGCUUGACCUCUAGAUUUCAGCUUCCAAAUGUGGCUGAUUCUGCAUCUGCGGGACCAAUUUAUAGACCUUCAAUGUCAUUCAGAAGGUGGAUUUUCUCUUGGAUAAAAAAGUUGACUGCACGUGCAAUCGGAUCUCGUGCAAGCAUAUUUAAUGCUUGUCGAGGUAUAGUUCGCCAUGAUAUGCAAACAGCUAUGUAUCUAUUUCCAUAUUUAGUCCUCAAUGCUGUCUUUCAUGGCACGGAAGAGGCACUGCAUGGUAUUACAGAAGAAAUCCAGUCAGUUCUUAAUGCUGCAGCUUCAGAGAACAGUGGGGCAGCUGUUUAUGGAGUGACUGGUGGACAGAGUGAAGUUUGCAUUCAAGCAAUUUUUACUCUUCUUGAUAAUCUUGGUCAGUGGGUGGAUGAUGUUAAACAAGAGCUUGCUCUCUCUCAGUCUUUAUCAUCGGCUUCAAGGCAGCAGGCAUCCAAGUCUAAGGAUCAAAGUUUGGCUUUAUCUGCAAGUCAAGAUCAACUACUUGUACAGUGUAAAUAUGUUUCUGAGCUUUUAAGUGCAAUUCCAAAGGUUACCCUUGCUAGGGCUUCUUUCAGGUGUCAGGCCUAUGCAAGAUCUUUAAUGUACUUUGAAUCUUUUUUAAGAGGAAGAUCAGGUUCCUUUAAUCCGGCUGCCGAGAGAAGUGGCAUUUUUGAAGAUGAAGAUAUCUCAUAUCUAAUGGAAAUAUACAGUUGUCUGGAUGAACCUGAUGGAUUGUCAGGACUAGCAUGCUUACGUAAGUCACUAAGUUUGCAAGAUCAACUCUUAAUAAACAAAAAGGCUGGAAACUGGGCAGAAGUUUUGACAGUUUGUGAGCAGGCCUUGCAGAUGGAACCGACCUCUGCUCAGAGGCAUUCUGAUGUUCUCAACUGUUUAUUAAAUAUGUGCCAUCUUCAGGCCGUGGUUACUCAUGUGGAUGGCCUAAUUUCAAGAAUACUCACAUACAAGAAAACAUGGUGCAUGCAGGGUGUGCAGGGUGUGCAGGCUGCAUGGAGGCUUGGAAGGUGGGACCUGAUGGAUGAGUACCUUAGUGGGGAAGACGAAGAGGGCUUACUAUGUAGCAGCUCUGAAAGUAAUGCUUCUUUUGACCUGGAUGUGGCAAAGAUUCUGCAGGCAAUGAUGAAGAGAGAUCAGUUCUCUGUUGCUGAGAAAAUUGCACUAUCCAAACAAUCUCUCAUUGCUCCUAUUGCUGCUGCAGGCAUGGAUUCUUAUACACGGGCUUAUCCAAUUAUUGUCAAGCUUCACUUGCUACGAGAGCUAGAGGACUUCCAUACUCUUCUCAUUGAUGAAUCUUUCCUGGAGAAAUCAUUUCAUCUGGGUGAUUUUGGAUUCUCAAAAGUCAUGGGGAACUGGGAAAGUAGACUCAGGUUUACACAACCAUCACUCUGGGCUAGGGAGCCAUUGUUGGCUUUCAGGAGAUUGGUUUUUGGUGCCAGUAGCCUUGGUGCUCAAGUUGGGAACUGUUGGCUUCAAUAUGCAAAGCUCUGUCGUUUGGCUGGCCAUUAUGAAACAGCCAACCAAGCAAUUCUAGAGGCACAGGCUUCUGGCGCACCAAAUGUUCACAUGGAGAAGGCUAAGCUUCUAUGGAGCACUAGACGCUCUGAUGGUGCCAUUGCUGAGUUGCAGCAAUCUCUUCUGAACAUGCCAGUUGAGGUUGUAGGCUCUGCAGCAAUAUCAUCAAUUUCUAGCCUUUCACUGGUUCCAUUAAUCCCACAACAUUUACCUUGUGAUACUCAAGCUAUGAAUGAAAACCAAGAGAUUGCGAAAACCCUCCUCCUAUAUUCUAGGUGGAUUCAUUACACCAGGCAGAAACAGAAGAAGGAUGUAAUAAGUCUUUAUUCCAGGGUGAGGGAACUGCAACCCAAGUGGGAGAAAGGAUACUUUUAUAUGGCUAAAUACUGUGAUGAAGUACUUGUUGAUGACAGGAAGCGUCAAGAAGAGAAUUUUGAGUUAGGUCCCAGGAUAAUUCCCUCAGCUUCUUCCAUUUCUACUUCAAACUCAAAUACUGAAAAAUACUGGUGGUAUUACCUUCCUGAUGUACUUUUAUUCUACGCAAAGGGGCUUCAUCGAGGUCACAGAAAUCUUUUUCAAGCUCUUCCUAGGUUGUUAACCUUGUGGUUUGACUUCGGGAGCAUUUAUCAGCAGAGUGCAUGUGCCUGUAAUAAGGAAUUGAAAAACGUCCAAGGGAAGGUAACUAGUAUAAUGCGAGGCUGUUUGAAGGAUUUGCCAACCUAUCAGUGGUUAGCAGUCCUACCUCAGCUGGUUUCUAGAAUUUGCCACCAGAAUGAGGGUAUUGUUAAAUUGGUCAAGAACAUCAUCAUUUCUGUUGUCCGGAAAUAUCCACAGCAAGCACUAUGGAUUAUGGCAGCAGUUUCAAAGUCCACAGUUCCUUCUAGGCGGGAAGCAGCUGCAGAAAUCAUUCGAGUUGCACAGAGAGGUUUUAGCCAAGGAACUAGUGGUAACAAUUUGUUUGUGCAGUUUGCUAGCCUGAUUGAUCAUCUUAUCAAGCUGUGUUUCCAUGCGGGCCAGCCAAAAUAAAAAACUAUUAAUAUCUCAACUGAAUUUAGUGCAUUGAAAAGGAUGACGCCUCUUGGAAUUAUCAUGCCAAUUCAACAAUCUCUUACUGUCAGUCUUCCAACCUAUGAUGUGGAUCUCACUGAAUCACUUUCUUCUGAUAUCUUUUCUGGUGUGGAGCUUCCUACGAUAGCUGGAAUAGCUGAUGAGGCUGAGAUUCUUUCAUCUCUUCAGCGACCUAAGAAAAUUGUAUUAUUGGGCAGUGAUGGCAUUGAACGUAGGAGGAAGAUGCCUGCAUGAUGGAGUUUACUUGCAAUGAUAAACCGCUUACUGUCAAAGUACCCUGAAAGCCGUAGGAGGAAGCUAUACAUUCGUACGUUUGCGGUGAUUCCUCUUACGGAGGACUGUGGCAUGGUGGAAUGGGUGCCCCAUACUCGAGGUCUACGGCAUAUUCUUCAAGACAUUUAUAUCACAUGUGGCAAAUUUGACAGGCAGAAGACAAAUCCCCAUAUUAAACGGAUUUAUGAUCAAUGCUCUGGUAAAAUACCAGAAGAUGAGAUGUUGAAGAACAAGAUUCUUCCAAUGUUCCCACCGGUUUUCCACCAAUGGUUUUUGACUACUUUUUCAGAGCCUGAUGCUUGGUUUAGAGCUCGAGUUGCUUAUGCUCACACAACAGCUGUGUGGUCCAUGGUUGGGCAUAUCGUGGGUCUAGGUGACCGACAUGGGGAGAACAUUCAUUUUUAUUCUACUACAGGUGACUGUGUUCAUGUCGAUUUUAGUUGCUUAUUUGAUAAGGGAUUGCAGUUGGAGAAGCCUGAGCUGGUGCCUUUCAGGCUAACCCAGAACAUGAUUGAUGGACUGGGCAUAACUGGAUAUGAGGGCAUCUUCUUGUGGAUUUGUGAAAUAACACUUUCAGUUCUGAGGACACAUAGGGAAACCUUGAUGAGUGUUCUUGAAACUUUCAUUCUUGAUCCUCUUGUAGAGUGGACAAAGUCUCACAAAUCCAGUGGUGUAGAAGUUCAGAAUCCGCAUGCACAGGUUUGGAUCAUCUCUUUUCUCUACAGUUUUUGCACCUUCUGA
This is a messenger RNA of Hibiscus syriacus, 5324 nucleotides long. Its product is annotated as serine/threonine-protein kinase ATR-like. Gene Ontology annotation, biological process: protein phosphorylation; telomere maintenance; DNA damage checkpoint signaling. Lineage: Eukaryota; Viridiplantae; Streptophyta; Magnoliopsida; Malvales; Malvaceae. The record is from RefSeq and is a predicted model, not a curated record. Gene Ontology annotation, molecular function: protein serine/threonine kinase activity; protein binding. Gene Ontology annotation, cellular component: nucleus.